AGGGGCGAUGGGCUGCGGGGCCUGCCAGUCAUGCAGAAUACCCUCCCCGGUAGCUGCGCCCUCUCUGGGCGGGGAUUGGUGCCUGGGCUUGUCUGUCAGGUACAGAGUCCAGACGAGCUCCCCCCCACCAAGGCGCUAUAGCAACCGGUGAUUGGUUGCUGGGAGUACCGGUCACGGGCAGCGGCUGACGGAGUUGGUCUCGCCCAAAGGAGCUGUCCCCCCUUGACACUGGGCUCUUCCAACCACUUCGCCGGCUUCCUGGGGUGCCUCGGGCACCGGCGUCUUCCACACAGGAGCGCUUCUUGCUCUUGGGCCCCGCAGGGUCACCCAGGCACGGCGCAUGGCCCCGCUUUGCCAUAUCCAUUUGGUCUUGCCCAUCGAUACUUUCGGUGCUCAGGCUGGUCGUCGAUUUCUGACGCCUGUUCCUGGUGCGCACGCGCACCGAGACUCGCGACUCGCUAGCUUCGGUUUUCCUGUAUCACUGCCAGUGUAACCAAGGAAACCCACCAAUGAUUCCGGCACUUGGCAGCGUGCCCGGGCUGCCAGGACACAUGCACCAAUCCACAAUUUCGGCGAUUGAUAUAUUUUAACUCAGACCACUAGGCUUGCGCAAUGACCACGUCGCAUCGAUACAUUCAGUGUUCAGCUGAUGAGCCUGUCCCCGCCAAGCGCAUGCGUGCUUGGUUUGCCCGUUCAUGGGCAAACGUGAUGCGUCGCCCAUACGAAAGUACGCAUACGUGCUCUUGUCCUCUCAUCGACGUUUUCCUCGCCCGAUUGGGAGCCGGCUCUGUGCUGCGCAUUCGGGCUGGGUCUCCCCCAGCUUUGGUUUAAGAAAGUGGCCGAUUUCAGACACGGCCAUGCAGCGCCCCGGAUGGGUGCAGUAGCGGGCCCAGAGUAAAGCGGGGAGUGGGGCCUCCAUACCCCUUCCCCCGAGUAUUGUCCCCCUCCCCAGAGGUUUGGGAUAGCGCUUUACCCCAGAACGCAUGCGCAGCGUGUCGUCCAUCUAUGUUUCCAAGCUCUUCCGCGCUGCCUGCUGUCACCUGUCACCCAUCGAUGCGCCUGGCGUUCGGCCUCGCCGCCUGCCCCCCGCCCCCCUCGGCGCGGCCCGGCCCGGCUACGGCGGCCCCUGCCCCGCGCCCCACGUGACCGGGGAGCCCCUCCGCCCCCCGCGGCGAUGGAGGCGCAGUGCGAGUACUUCAUGUACUUCCCGGCCGUGCCCUUCCCGGCCCGCGAGCUGCUGGCGGGGGAGCCGGGCCGCUACCGGGCGCUGCCCCGCCGCAACCACCUCUACCUGGGCGAGACCGUCCGCUUCCUGCUCGUGCUGCGCUGCCGCCCCGGGGCCGGGGCCGGGGCCGCUCCCCGGCCCCCCUGGGGCGAGCUGGCCGCCUCCCUGGCCGCCCUGGCCAGCGUCAGCCCCGGCGGGGGCGCGGCGGCGGGGGCCGAGGAGGAGGAGGAGGGGGGCGGGGAGCCCCCGGCCGAGGACGAAGGGGAGGCGCCUCCCGGGGUCUUCCGGGACUGCCGGGCGCUGCUCACCCACAGCCAGGGGCCGCCGGCCGGGCCGGGCGCGGGGAUGCCGGUCGAGGACCCCAUCGUCUGCACCGACGAGGUCAUCUUCCCACUGACCAUCUCCUUGGACAAGCUGCCCCCUGGCACCGUUAAGGCUAAGAUCGUGGUGACCGUGUGGAAACGAGACCGGGAGCAGCCCGAGGUGCGGGACUGUGGGUACCUGAGCCUGCUGCAGACACGGGCGCCUGCCCAGCUCUUCCGCCAGGAGCAGGGGGCCUUCAAGGCCCAGGUGAGCACCAUGCUGACCGUGCUGCCCCCGCCCGUGGUGAAGUGUCGGCAGCUCAGCGUCUCCGGGAAGUACCUCACCGUGCUCAAGGUACUGAACCGGUCAUCGCUGGAGGAGAUCUCGGUGCGAGAUGUGCGGAUUUUGCCCAACUUCAACGCCAGUUACUUGCCCGUGAUGCCCGAUGGCUCCGUGCUGCUCGUCGACAAUGUCUGCCACCACUCCGGGGAGGUGCCAGUUGGGGCCUUCUGCCGGGUGCCAGGGGCCGGCGCCGCCCCCCCCUGUGCACUGCGGGCCCUGGAGGAGCAGAGCUUCCUCUUCCAGCUGCACGCACCCCAGCAGCCCCCACCUGAUGCCAAAGAGGGGCUGGAGGUGCCGCUGGUGGCCGUGGUACAGUGGUCGACGCCAAAGCUACCUUUCACCAGCAGCAUCUACACGCACUACCGGUUGCCAAGCAUCCGGCUGGAGCGGCCGCGCUUCGUCAUGACAGCAGCGGUGGAGUCACCUGUGUUGCCUCGGCAACGCUUCACCGUCACCUACACACUGCUCAAUGACCUGCAGGACUUCCUGGCUGUGCGACUUGUCUGGACCCCUGAGGGCGCGGCCGCAGGUGUAGGGAAGGUGCCGCCCGGAUCGGCGCCCGGCCCAGGAUCAGGACCAGGGCGCCGGGCGGCGCAGGCCGCACUGGACUCGCUCGUCUGCCACACGCCGCUCGCCCGCCUCGGCCACUCACGCAAGGGCAGCGCUCUCACCGUGCGCGUCGCCUUCCAGGCCCUGCGCUCCGGCCUCUUCGAGCUGUCGCAGCACAUGAAGCUGAAGCUGCAGUUCACGGCCAGCGUCUCGCACCCGCCGCCUGAGGCCCGGCCUGUGUCGCGCAAGAGCAGCCCCAGCAGCCCAGCUGUGCGGGACCUGGUGGAGCGGCACCAGGCCGGGCUGGGCCGGUCCCAGUCCUUCUCCCACCAGCAGCCCUCCCGCACCCACCUCAUGAGGUCGGGCAGCGUCAUGGAGCGCCGCGCCAUCACGCCACCCGUGGGCUCGCCUGUGGGGCGCCCACUCUACUUGCCCCCCGACAAGGCCGUGCUGUCGCUGGACAAGAUCGCCAAGCGCGAGUGCAAGGUGCUGGUCGUCGAGCCGGUUACGUGAGGGCCGAACCCUGGCCCCCAACCCCGCGUGGGCGCACGGCCCAGGGCUGCAGGCCAGAAUUGGGCCCAAGCGCAGGCCCCCCGGCUGGGCCUGGGGGUCCCUGCCCCCCCGAUGGGGGAGGAAUCCCUGCCCCGCACCCCCUCCCCCCGGAUUGGGGGGUCCUGGCCCCCCCCCAAGAUCAGGGCCCCGUUGCUGUUUACACCCAUGUUGCCCAGCCCCCUCCCUACUGCCAAAGCUGCCACCCCCUUCCCAGAAGCCCCUGGGGCAGCUGCCCACCCCCACCCCCACUGCCAAGGGAGGGGGCUCCCAUCCCUGCCCCCCUUUCUCCCACCGCACUUUACAUCUGUCCCCCCGGGCCCUGCGCUAUUUAUUUAUUUGUUGGGAAUAAAGAGCGGAGAAGCGG
Alligator mississippiensis (American alligator) is the source of this 3335-nucleotide messenger RNA. RefSeq names its product trafficking protein particle complex subunit 14 (gene TRAPPC14). Bases 1175 to 2932 code for a protein of 585 amino acids. The transcript is spliced from 11 exons. NCBI's taxonomy places the organism in Eukaryota, Metazoa, Chordata, Crocodylia, Alligatoridae. The record is from RefSeq and is a predicted model, not a curated record. Gene Ontology annotation, molecular function: alpha-tubulin binding. Gene Ontology annotation, cellular component: TRAPPII protein complex. Gene Ontology annotation, biological process: cilium assembly.